AUGAUAAUUGUUUUAAAUAUUUUUAAUAAUAAUUUAACUAAUAUGGAAAGUAAUUUAAAAUCAACAGAACAAUUAAUAAGUACACCCGAACAAGAAACUACAACAGUUACUAAUAUAAAGCAAGAAACAAAACAUCUAAUGAAAGUAAUAAUAUAUACAAACGAUGUUCAAUAUCUCAAACAUGCAUGUAGAAACUUUAUAUCUAACGUACAAAUAAUAUAUACACUUAAGGAUUUGACAAGAUCAGAUAAUUUAGUAUGUCUUAGACAUAUAAGUGAUAAAGAUAAUAAGAAAUACUCAUCACUCGCCAAUUUAAAAUACAUUAUAAAUAUAGAUACUGAUGGUGAUUAUAAAUAUACAAUUAUUAAAGAGGCAUGUUCAAAUUUCAAGGUAGAAGAUUAUACCAGUUCUUUAAUAGAAAAAUUAGUACAACAAAUUUUUAUUGAACUAAGAGAUAAAUAUAAAAGUAUAAUACCACCAAAACAAUUAUUAAACACAAUACAAGCAUUAAUAACAUCUAUUAAUAAUAUAACUAAAGGUAAAUUUACUAAUAAAGAAAUAAGACAAGUAUUUAUGUCAUACUUCUCAAGAAAUCUUAUUUAA
Molecule: messenger RNA, 603 nt
Organism: Hepatospora eriocheir
Lineage: Eukaryota; Fungi; Microsporidia; Hepatosporidae
Source: the annotation of a GenBank genome assembly